AUGCUGUGUUUCAUUGUUAAAAACACUCUACUCACAUUUCAAACUUCAAAGUUGAAACUUAAAGAUGAGAAAACCUGCAAACAGAGUAUACCAUAUGGAUGGGCGAAAAGUAUCUUCAGUGAUGCUGAUAAUCUAACAGAAGAGAAAGUGGAUAAAGUAUUGAAGAAAUUUCUGAAUGAUUUCAAAGAAGGUUCAUUAGAUGGAGACAAUGGUUGGCCUAAGACUUUGAGUGCCUAUAUCAUUUCUAAAGCUGCAAUUAAUGCUUAUACAAGAAUUGUAGCUAAGAAUUUCCCUUUUGUAUGCAUCAAUAGUGUUUGCCCUGGUUAUGUCGUAACAGAUAUAACUGACAAUACCGGUUUCUUAACGGUUGAAGAAGGUGCUGCUAGUGUUGUGAGGCUGGCACUAAUUCCUGAUGAUAGUCCUUCCGGAUUCUUCUUUUACCGGAAUGAAGUGUCUUCCUUUUGA
Molecule: messenger RNA, 465 nt
Organism: Vicia faba (fava bean)
Lineage: Eukaryota; Viridiplantae; Streptophyta; Magnoliopsida; Fabales; Fabaceae
Source: the annotation of a GenBank genome assembly